CCGCUCGUUUCGCUAAAUCAUACAUUCUGUAGCUAUGCCGAGUAUAAAACCCCCUGCUCUGCCACUCUUUCUGUCACUACGAGCUAUAUUCCCACCUUGAACUGUCCCCCGUUCAAUACCUCAACAAUUAGAACGCUACUGCACCAUGGGCUCCUCACAACCCCCCACAGUCUCUCCGCAACCCCGCGUCCCCAAACCAGGCGUCUGGUGUCCCGCUGUGACUUUCUUCAACCACACAACCGACACGCUCGACCUCGACUCCCAAAAGAAAUACUACGCCUACCUCUCCAGAACCGGCCUCGCGGGCCUCGUCAUCCUCGGCACAAACUCCGAAGCCUUCCUCCUCACCCGCGAAGAGCGCGCCCAGCUCAUCGCCGCCGCCCGCGAGGCCGUCGGCCCAGAUUACCCCCUCAUGGCCGGCGUCGGCGCCCACUCCACCAAGCAGACGCUGGAGCUAGCAGCCGACGCGGCGGCCGCGGGCGCGAACUACCUCCUCGUGCUCCCGCCCGCCUACUUCGGAAAGGCGACGACCAUGAGCGUCGUGAAGCGGUUCUUCGCGGAUGUAGCGGCGCGGGCUCCGCUGCCGGUUAUCAUCUACAAUUUCCCCGGCGUGUGCAACGGGGUUGACAUUGACUCUGAGACGAUGACUGCGAUUGUGCGCGAGUCGGCGGCAGCGAGCCCGAGCGGCGUGUCGAAGGUGGUGGGUGUCAAGCUCACCUGUGCGUCUGUGGGGAAGAUCACGCGAUUGGCGGCGACGUUCUCGCAGGGCGAAUUCGCGGUUUAUGGGGGGCAGUCGGAUUUCCUGCUUGCGGGUUUGAGUGUUGGGUCGGCGGGGUGCAUUGCGGCGUUUGCGAAUGUGUUUCCACGUACCGCCGCGCGGGUGUAUGAGCUGUACAGGGCUGGGAAGGUGGAUGAGGCGAUGGCGCUGCAGCAGAAGGCGGCGCUGGCGGAGAGUCCGUGUAAGAGUGGGAUUGCAGCGACCAAGUAUGCCACGGCGGUGUUUAGUGCCUCUUUGGCGGGGAUUGAGGGGGCAGAGGAGAAGCUCAGGCCUCGGACGCCGUAUGAGGAGCCGGGUGAAGGGGUGAAGCAGAUGGUGCGGGAGGUGAUGGCGGAGGUUGCGGAGAUUGAGAGAAGUAUAUAGUUGCGAUUACUACGAAGAUACUCCGGCCAGGGUCACCACCUUGACUCGUUUCCUUCAAUUGCCGGUAGAUGAGCAAGUCCAAUCGAGGAACCAAGAAACUACCGCGCUUAGUAUCUGUCUAGAAUGUCAAUAGCUUCAGUCCGCAAGGAGUUAUUUUGCUGACUGUGGG
Molecule: messenger RNA, 1310 nt
Organism: Aspergillus novofumigatus IBT 16806
Lineage: Eukaryota; Fungi; Ascomycota; Eurotiomycetes; Eurotiales; Aspergillaceae
Product: dihydrodipicolinate synthase family protein
Exons: 1
Coding region: 146-1141 (331 amino acids)
Molecular function (GO): 4-hydroxy-tetrahydrodipicolinate synthase activity
Source: RefSeq, a predicted model, not a curated record